Vigna angularis (adzuki bean) is the source of this 1608-nucleotide messenger RNA. Its product is annotated as NAC domain-containing protein 30. Gene Ontology annotation, biological process: regulation of DNA-templated transcription. The transcript has 4 exons. The record is from RefSeq and is a predicted model, not a curated record. Bases 43 to 1275 code for a protein of 410 amino acids. Gene Ontology annotation, molecular function: DNA binding. Lineage: Eukaryota; Viridiplantae; Streptophyta; Magnoliopsida; Fabales; Fabaceae.
CCCCACGCGCAAUCAAUAACCUCAUCUACAAUAUGUUUCUAUAUGUGUAUAUAUUUAUAUAUAUUAUUCUUCUGCUUCUUUUCUGUACAACAUUCUCUCAUCCCUUUCGAUACAUGCUCUUGCAAAUACAUAUAUAUAACUCUCCUACCUCUCUUUAGACAAACAUUCACCUUCACCUUACUUCAACACACACAUCUCUCUCUCUCGAUCGAUCGAUCCUUUCCCUUAAUCUUAUCUCAGUGCCUGCCUACAGCUAGCAAACUCAAGAGGAAGAUGACAUUAACCCAAAUUCCUGAGAGAUCAUCAGUUGAUAUGGAAUCAUGUGUGCCUCCAGGAUUCAGAUUUCAUCCAACAGAAGAGGAGCUUGUGGGGUACUAUCUCAAGAGGAAGAUAAACUCCCUAAAAAUCGAUCUAGAUGUUAUUGUUGAGAUUGAUCUCUACAAAAUCGAACCCUGGGACAUACAAGAUAGGUGCAAGCUAGGAUAUGAGCAACAGAAUGAGUGGUACUUUUUCAGCCAUAAAGAUAAGAAGUAUCCUACAGGAACAAGAACUAACAGAGCCACUGCUGCUGGAUUCUGGAAAGCAACUGGAAGGGACAAGGCUGUUAUGACCAAAAAUAGAAUCAUAGGGAUGAGAAAGACCUUGGUCUUCUACAAGGGACGUGCCCCUAAUGGAAGGAAAACGGACUGGAUUAUGCAUGAAUAUAGGCAUCAAACCUCUGAACAUGGUCCUCCACAGGAAGAAGGAUGGGUCGUGUGCCGAGCAUUUCGAAAGCCUAGUCCAAGUCACAGGCAAGGUUAUGAAGCAUGGUGCAGUAGUAGUAGCCAUCAACAACACUUUUACAAAGAUCAAAGCUUUGCAAGACCCUUAUCAAUUGCUGAUAUUUUGAAUGAAACAAAUGUGCCUCAUCACCCUGCAGAAGCUCCAAGCUUUAGUCUUCCUUUCAACUCAGAUCAGCAACACUUUAUUCUGCCAAACCAAACUGUCAUGGACAAACAGCUGAUUGAGCUUCCUCAGCUAGAUAGUCCAACUGCAAGUUUUGCAAUGAAGGAGUGUAACCAACAACACCAGAAUGGCCUCAGAAAUGAGGAAUAUUGUAGUGAUGAAAGGAGCAAUAGCAGUGCGCAAGGUAUCGAUUGGAAGAGUUUGGACAACUUGUUCGGGUCACAAUUGAGUGACACAGCUUAUUUUUCACAUCCAAACUUGCCCUUGAUGAUGCCCCAUAAUAACCAUGAUCAAGCUAGUCAUAUCCUAGGAUGCUUCCCUGAUUCAUAGUUAACUUGUGUGUCACCAUAAUCCUCCAUAGUGAAUUAAUGAAUAAAGUCUAAGUAAGAUGAUGGAUAAAUAUUCAUUAUAUCGUAGUUGUCCGUUAUCUUACCAUAAGCUAAUUUAGAAGUUGCUGGAGAUUGAACCUAAAAGCUUUUUAGGUGAUGAUGAUAUUAUAUAUAUUUUUUCGUGAUAAAGGAGAUUCGCUUGAAGAGUGAAUCUCUCCUUUGUUUAGAGUUCAGAAGAUCACAACCUUUUCUUUUUUUUCGUUUUGGGUCCCCAGUUUAACUUUUUAUUGUCCUUACUUGGUUAUGUCACUAUAAAUGUACAUUCUCAAUUGCA